Dufourea novaeangliae is the source of this 3277-nucleotide messenger RNA. RefSeq names its product AP-3 complex subunit beta-2 (gene rb). Lineage: Eukaryota; Metazoa; Arthropoda; Insecta; Hymenoptera; Halictidae. Gene Ontology annotation, biological process: vesicle-mediated transport; intracellular protein transport. The record is from RefSeq and is a predicted model, not a curated record. Gene Ontology annotation, cellular component: membrane coat; AP-3 adaptor complex. The transcript is spliced from 10 exons. Bases 134 to 3277 code for a protein of 1047 amino acids.
UCUAAAUGGAUCUAAACAAGAUGGAUAUGUGCUAAUCUUCGGAAGAAACAUCUUACUAUCAAUAUUUAAGGAGUUCUGUGAAUUACAGUUAAACUGUAUUAGAAUUAAUUGGUGUUAAUUAAGAAUUAAGAAAAUGUUGACCGCCGCUGCGAAUUCAUUGUCAAAUAACGGAGGUUCUUACAGCAAUGACAGACCGUCAAAUACCACAGAUCCUGAACUCGCAACGGAUCCUGCUUCUGGAGGAUUUUUUCAUUCAGAUUAUAAAAAGCAUGAAGAUUUGAAACAAAUGUUGGAUAGUAAUAAAGAUGGACUUAAACUGGAAGCUAUGAAACGUAUAAUUGGGAUGAUAGCAAAAGGAAGGGAUGCAUCGGAAUUAUUUCCAGCUGUAGUCAAGAAUGUUGUAUCAAAGAACAUAGAAGUGAAGAAACUAGUUUAUGUUUACUUAGUCCGUUACGCAGAGGAUCAACAGGAUCUUGCAUUGUUAUCGAUCUCUACAUUCCAGCGCGCUUUAAAAGAUCCUAAUCAAUUAAUAAGAGCCAGUGCUUUGAGGGUACUUUCUAGCAUACGCGUAUCAAUGAUUGUUCCUAUCGUGAUGCUUGCUAUUAAAGAUUCAGCUAGUGAUAUGUCACCAUACGUUCGGAAAACUGCAGCACAUGCUAUUCCUAAACUCUAUUCACUGGAUUCCGAGCAGAAAGAGGAACUGAUCAGUGUUUUAGAGAAGCUGCUUUCUGAUAAGACAACUUUAGUUGUGGGUUCAGCGGUAAUGGCCUUUGAAGAGGUUUGUCCUGAAAGGAUAGACUUAAUACACAAAAACUACAGGAAACUGUGUAACUUGUUAGUAGAUGUUGACGAGUGGGGCCAAGUUGUUAUAGUCAAUAUGCUCACAAGAUAUGCAAGAACUCAAUUUGUUAAUCCAAACGUAGAUAACACAGAAGAAGAUGAAAAUCGGCCAUUUUAUGAUUCUGAUUCGGAUUCGUCAAAUACAAAGAAACCAAAAUUAUCGUUAGACCCUGAUCAUCGGUUAUUAUUAAGAAACACGAAACCUCUUUUACAAAGUAGAAAUGCUUCCGUUGUAAUGGCAGUGUCUCAAUUGUAUCAUCACACAGCACCACGAAGCGAAGUAAUCACUGCUGCUAAAGCACUAAUUAGAUUAUUAAGAGGGCACAGAGAAGUUCAGAGUGUAGUUCUUCAUUGCAUAGCUAGCAUAUCAAUUACCAGAAAGGGGAUGUUUGAACCUUUUCUUAAGUCGUUCUUUGUAAGAACUUCGGAUCCUACACAUAUAAAGCUUCUAAAGUUGGAUAUUCUGACUAACUUGGCAACUGAAACUAGCAUUGGGGUCAUAUUAAGAGAAUUUCAAACAUAUAUCUCUAGUAGUGACAAGGAAUUUGUAGGAGCAAGUAUACAGGCAAUUGGUAGAUGUGCAAGUAAUAUAAAGGAGGUAACUGACACCUGUCUGAAUGGAUUGGUUUCAUUAUUGAGUAACAGAGAUGAGACUGUUGUAGCAGAAAGUGUUGUUGUUAUAAAGAAACUCUUACAAACGCAGCCAAACGAGCAUAAAAAUAUAAUAGCCCAUAUGGCUAAGUUAAUGGACUUCAUCACUAUACCACAAGCUAGGGCAUCGAUUUUGUGGCUCCUCGGAGAAUAUUCAGACAGAGUACCCAAGAUAGCGCCGGAUGUUCUUAGGAAAAUGGCUAAAAAUUUCGUGAUUGAGCAAGAUAUAGUGAAGCUACAGAUUUUAAACUUAGCCGUGAAGCUGUGCCUAAACAAUCCUACACAAACUAAACCAUUUUGUGAAUACGUUUUUCAACUUGCGAAAUAUGACCAGAAUUAUGAUAUUAGGGAUCGUACUCGUUUCUUGAGACGUUUCAUUCUCGAUGAGGAUGAUCCGGAAAAAAAACUUCCACAACUUGCAAAAAAAAUAUUCCUAGCUCCAAAACCUGCACCGACUUUAUCAUCCAGAUUUAAAAACUCUGAAUUUCAAUUGGGCACAUUGUCGCACUACUUGGACAUGCCAUGUGCUGGUUACCGUCCAUUACCAUCUUUUCCUGACUUGGCUCCAGAUCCAUCUGUUAGAGAUGUUGCUAGUGGUAGUAUGAGGGAUAUAAGAGAAGAAUAUUGCAGAAAAGAUAAAAAGGACAAGAAGGGAAAAGAAAAAGAUAAGCCUUUUUAUAGCGAUGACGAGAGUAUUCCAGCAGAAGAAUUGGAUAACGAAAAUGAAUCAUCGGACACUUCAUCAAACGAUUCUGCGGAUGAAGAUAGCGAUUCAUCUGAAUAUACAUCCAGCUCCAAUAAAUCUGAAAAUGAUAGCGAUAAAAAGAGAACUGUUAAAGACUCUGAUGAAUCUAAUAACGAAUCUCAAAGUGAAGAAUCAGAUUCAGAAGAGUCUUCUGAAGAAUGCGAAGAGAGUGAGGAGGAGAAGUACAAAGUUUCGAAACAAGACACGAAAGAAACACCAAAAAGUAACAUUGAUCUCCUCCUAGAUCUAGACGACGUUAUUCCCAAGACACUUGUGAUGCAAUUCAACUCGGGAGGUCUUCUCACUCCGAUGAGUGCAAAUACUACAAAUGAAGUGAGAGAAGUAUCAUCUUCAUUUAUUCCAAUAAAAAAGACUGACUUGUUAAAUAGUAUUACGGGUCAUGGUUUAAAAAUUGAGUAUCGGUUUACAAGAUCACAGCAUUUAGUAAGCGCUCAUUUAGUUACCAUUGAAUUAACAUUUUCCAACGAAGGUACGGAGUCUAUUAAAGAGAUUCAAAUGGGAGCAAAGAAUCUACCAAACGGAAUGCUUAUCCAUGACUUUACACAAAUACCACUAUUGGAAACAAACUCUAGUUUAUCCUCUACAUUGGGCAUCAAUUUUAAUGACUCCACACAGCCAGCAAACUUUAAUAUAAACUUUACAAUUGAUGAGGAAACUUAUUCGUGCCCUGUAAUUAUUAAAGCGCCAAUUGGAGAAAUAAUACGGGCGGUACUCCUGCCUGAAAAUACAUUUAUUUCUGAAAGAGCGAAAUUGAAGGGAAUGAAUGAACACGCAGCAAAAGUGCAAUACAAAGAAAAUAAAAAGAAUAUUUCUCAAAUGAUCUAUGAAACUGCAAAUGUUGCAAUGAUAUCUAGUACCGACGAAGAGAUCAGAUUUGCUGCACAUACUCUAGCUUCCAAAUCAUUGGUAUUAGUGACAAUAAAGAUUGCAGAGACUGAAUCUUUGGAAAUCUGUGUAAAUUGUGAGAAAAUGGUUAUAGGUUCUAUCUUAUUAAAUGAACUAAAAAGCAAUUUAAAAUAA